AUGUGGUCGUCUACUUCCAGCGUUAUACGCUUGACCGCAGAAAACACUCUGGGAAAGACGACUCUAGGUAAGCCAAAGGUACAAAAGGCUACGUGGUUUUGGAACGAGGAAGUUCAGGCGGCAAUUCGUGAGAAGAAGUCCAAGUAUAAGCUCUGGUGGAGGACGCGUCAGCCUGAAGAUCGGGGUGCUUACCUAGCGGCGAAGAGGGAGGCUAAGAAAGCAGUCUCCAAGGCGGCUAAGAAAGCAGUCGGACCGCUACAAGGCUGUAGUGCGUCAUCGCUCAACGUUGGAUAUGGAGCACACCAAGCUGAUGGAGCCGUUCUGCGCCGCUCUGGUCAGAUCCUGGAGAGGUGGCGAGAGUACUACAAUCACUUGUGUAACGAAGAGUUCUGUCAUCCUCCCAUCCCAACCGUUCCCAGCGUCGAGGGUCCUGUUCUACCAAUUACUGCCGUCGAAGUCAGUGCUGCCCUCGCAAAAAUGAAGUCGAAGAAGGCAACCGGUCCUGAUGACAUACCUGCUGAUGUCUGGAAGCUGCUAGGAGAUCGAGGGUCCGUGUGGCUCGUAACUCUAUUUAACAAGAUCGCUGCAGAAGGACGGACUCCAGACGUUUGGCAAACUUCUGUGACCGUGCCUGUCCGGAAAGGGAAAGGAGACAUUGCUGACUGCACCUCGUACAGACCUAUACGACUGCUCUGCCAUACGAUGAAGGUUUUUGAGCGUGUCCUAGAAGCUCGUCUGAGGAAAAUUGUUAGCGUUUCACUCAACCAGUGCGGCUUUGUGAAGGACUGCAGCACUAUAGAUGCUAUCCAUGCUGUCCGAAUCCUCCUGGAGAAACGAGAGAAGAACCGCAAUGUGCAUCUUGCUUUUCUCGAUCUCGAGAAAGCUUUCGACCGUGUCCCACAUGAGCUGUUAUGGAUGUCCAUGAGGUCGCGUAGAGUACCAGAAGAAUAUGUGCGGUGGACGAAGCUACUUUAUGCGAAGCCUACCAGCGUUGUACGAUGUGCUGCUGGAACAAGCAGGCCAUUCCCUGUACAAGUAGAGGUUCAUCAGGGUUCAUCCCUCUCACCUCUGCUGUUCAUACUGUGCAUGGACACGAUAACGAAGGAAAUCCAGAAGCAGCAUCCGUGGACUCUACUCUUUGCCGACGAUGUCAUGCUCGCGGCGGAGUCUCGAGGGGAUCUUCAGAAACAAGUACAGUCUUGGAAGGAUCAACUGCAGCAAUAUGGAUUGCACCUCAACACAUCAAAAACUGAGUACAUGGAGUGCGGACCAAGGAUAGAGGAUGGUUCAAUUUGUGUCGAUGGCACCGAAUUAAACAAGGUGAACUGUUUCAAGUACCUUAGAUCCAAAGUGACUUCCACAGGCGACAUUGAUCAAGAAGGUCGAGCACGUAUUAAUGCUGCAUGGAUGAAGUGGAAAAUGGCAACAGGGGUACUGUGCGACAAGAAAGUCCCUGUUCGACUGAAGUCGAAGUUCUACAGGACGGUUGUGCGUCAUGUUGCUUUUUACGGAUGCGAGUCCUGGCCGACGACGAAAACCUUGGAAAGAGUGCUGCACGCUAUGGAGAUGCGGAUGUUAAGGUGGACAAUAGGUGUAACGCUAAAAGAGAAAGUAUCCAACGACACUGUGCGCUCCAUCUUCGGCGUCGUCCCGAUAACUGAGAAGAUGAAGGAGGCCCGAUUGAGAUGGUUCGGUCACGUCUUGCGGCGAGAGGAAGAUUCUGUGGCCAAAACCGCACUGAAGCUCGACGUUUCAGGAGUGAGGCCGCGUGGGAGGCCAAAGAUUCGCUGGUUAGACCGUGUGAAGCUGGAUAUGAUAGAUAGCACGUUUGUGUACGGCUGA
This is a messenger RNA of Necator americanus (New World hookworm), 1842 nucleotides long. RefSeq lists its product as uncharacterized. The transcript is spliced from 2 exons. NCBI's taxonomy places the organism in Eukaryota, Metazoa, Nematoda, Chromadorea, Rhabditida, Ancylostomatidae. The record is from RefSeq and is a predicted model, not a curated record. Bases 1 to 1842 code for a protein of 613 amino acids.